This is a messenger RNA of Ailuropoda melanoleuca (giant panda), 3769 nucleotides long. It is a transcript of the gene AMN1, whose product is annotated as antagonist of mitotic exit network 1 homolog. Gene Ontology annotation, biological process: SCF-dependent proteasomal ubiquitin-dependent protein catabolic process. Gene Ontology annotation, cellular component: cytoplasm; SCF ubiquitin ligase complex. Bases 276 to 1067 code for a protein of 263 amino acids. The record is from RefSeq and is a predicted model, not a curated record. Lineage: Eukaryota; Metazoa; Chordata; Mammalia; Carnivora; Ursidae. The transcript has 9 exons. Gene Ontology annotation, molecular function: protein binding.
GGCCUACGCGUCGCGCGGGGGCAGGAGUUGACGGACGGUCUCUGGCUGCGUUUGGGCGGCCCUGGGACCACGGAAGAGGCUCUCCCGGGCGGCCGCGAUGCCUAGCUCGCGGCGGGUCAGUCAGCUUCUGGAUCUGUGGAUAUGGCUAAGAUGAUGGAGCUACCUGGUCAAGAGCUUCAGUAUUUUCCUGGGAAAAACAGGAUGCCAGCAUUUCUUGUCACACUCCUCCCUAGAUACUUGUUCACAGGCUAAAUUAUGGAUGCCUGUGGUGCUGCAUGAAGAAUAUUUCCAGAUAUAUCACAGACAUUAAGCCUUUGCCUCCCAACAUAAAAGAUAGACUGAUUAAAAUAAUGAGUACCCAGGGGCAGAUAACAGAUUCAAAUAUAAGUGAGAUUUUACAUCCUGAAGUCCAAACUCUAGAUCUACGAAGCUGUGACAUUUCAGAUACUGCUCUCCUGCACCUGUGCAACUGCAGAAAACUAAAGAAAUUAAAUAUAAGUUCCUCAAAAGAAAACAGAAUUUCCAUAACUUCAAAAGGAAUAAAAGCUGUGGCUUCCUCUUGUUCAUACCUACAUGAAGCUUCUUUGAAACGAUGCUGUAAUCUCACUGAUGAAGGAGUCCUUGCUCUUGCAGUCAACUGCCGGCUGCUAAAGAUCAUUGACUUAGGAGGCUGUUUAGGUAUUACCGAUGUGUCCCUCCAUGCAUUAGGAGAAAACUGCCCGUUUUUGCAGUGUGUUGAUUUUUCAGCUACUCAGGUAUCUGACGAUGGCGUGGUUGCGCUUGUUAACGGAUCUUGUGCCAAGAAAUUAGAGGAGAUUCAUAUGGGACAUUGUGUGAAUCUGACUGAUGAGGCUGUAGAAGCUGUCCUCACUUGCUGUCCUCAGAUACGUAUAUUACUCUUCCAUGGAUGCCCCCUAAUAACAGCUUGCCCACCGUGGUUUCUGACCCCACCAACGUUAGUGCAGUGUGGGACUGGGGUAAGCAGGAACAGAGAUCAUUCACGAGAAGUCCUGGAGCAAUUAGUAGGCCCAAACAAACUAAAGCAAGUGACGUGGACUGUUUACUGAUGCUCAUUGAAGCUUAUCAAAGCAAUGAUCUUCAUACUACAUUUCCAGGAAACAAUGGUCUUCGCAAUUGGCUUUCCAAUAAUGUGGUUUGUGCUUUGAAGUUAACAGACCCUUAAACAUUUUUAAUAGUGCUAUUAUCCUGUUUGUUUGUGGAGUCAUUGUUUUUGACUGUGGUAAGCCUAGCAUGCCCUCUGAUGUAUUGGGGUGGGGGGCGGGAGGGGAGUCUUGUGCUUGCUUCUUAAAUAGCAAAGUUUUAAAUUACCAGUUUUUCCUGGAUAUUUCCUUCUCCUACCUACCUGUUUGUGCAGUCAUAAGAGAAAUUUACCAGUAUGAAUAACCAUUAGGAGAAUUCUAGUAUCUCUAAAAGCCUAAUUACCUUCCUAGCAAUUUUCUGGCCCCUGCCUUCUUUAAGUAUUUAAAUGCUCAUUGGUCAAAAGCAAAGCUGAACAUCAGGCCUGUAAAUCCUCACAGAAUUCAAUAUUCAAUAAAACAAAAAAAAUAGACUAAUGUCAUAAACCCAUGACAUCAUACACCUUAGCCGUUCAGCGUAUGAAUGUUAGUGAGGCCCUUGCCCAGCCACUUAUUUGAUUUUCAUGGCUACUUUUCCCCAAUACGUGCUAUUCAUCUAUGAAAUUUCCUCCUUAACAACUAACUGCAUUCAGGAACAUAUUAAGAAUGAGUAAAUACAAAAUAUCAUUGUAGAGGCUGUUUCCUAAAGUUCUGUCGAUUUCAUAUUGUGAACUAAACAGCACAGAUCUUAGUUUUCAAAUGAACUGCAUUACUCUUUAUAAUCGCAAAAUUCUCCGAAGUAUAUAUACUGUGCUUAAACCACCCCAAAUUCAGUAUACUCCCUGUGCCAUGGGCCUGUCUCAGUGGGACUUUUUAAAGAUUUCCUAUUUUAACUCUGAUAUAGUACAAAAGAAGGGAAGUAUGGUAUGGUAAAUUUCUUCUACAUGUUUAGAAGGAGGGUUUAUACAUUCAACUCUAUUUCUCGACCUUACUACUAAUUACUUUAUAAAUGUGGUGUAUAUAUAUAGUAUGGAUAUAUAUAUAUAUAUAUAUAUAUUGCCCCUCAAAGGUGGGACAUAUGUAUAUAUGUGUUCAAUGGGUAAGGCCUGUUCCACCUAUGAAAUUUUUCUAAAGACAAAUUCAGUAAAAUUUAAUAAACAUCAAACAAAGUCAGUAGCUUUUCCCCGUUUUUGGGAAACAAGUUUUUUCAAGAUCUAAAGUGUCAGCUUUUUAGGGUCUGUAAAGAAUUAUCUUCCUAAAAGCACUUUGCAGUUUAAUAUUCUUGCCUUUUUGUAUUGCUGGUUAUAUUAGCUAUUUCUGUUUAAAAUUUCAGUACCCCAUUCCUACCUAUCUCUAUCAUCCUCACCUUGCACUUUGACCUAUUUUUCUCCUUACCAUUUAUCACCAUCUGGCAUCUUGUCUGUUUUUAUUAUCUAUCUCCCUAGAAUAUAAGCUUCAUAAAAACAGGAAUUUUUGUCUUUUCUUCCCCGGUGCCUAGAACAGUAUCUGGUACAUAAUAAGCACCCAAUAUUUGUUGAACAAACACACAAAAAAAUAAAUAAAGCAGAAAAAUGAAUAAAUAAAAAUAAUACCCAUACUUCCAGUUUCUGGUCUGAUGUUCUGAAGUGAUUAGAAGUCAUCUCUCCUGUUCUCAUUAGAUAAAAGCUGAAUAAACUGAAAAUCAUGAAAUGGUACAGUAUUACUUUAAAGUGGACUAGUUGUAAAUGUAAACUAGGGCAACCACCAAACACAAUUUUUUAAAUAUGUAUAAUUGAUAUUCUAAGGAAGGAGAGAAAAUGGAAUCAUAUAAAAUGCUCAAUUAAAACCAGAGAAGGCAGGAAAAGAGUGGAACACCAAAAAAGAAACAAGGAACUAGGGCAAGAAAUAGAAAACACUUAUAAAUAUGGUAGAAAUUAAUCCAGCUAUAUCAAUAACCCCUUUAAAUGUGAAUGGUUUUAAUACAAACCUGCUCGUUAAACUAUGAAGUCAUUCAAGGCUCACCAUUAUAUACAUGGGAGAUUUUUAAGUAUCUUAAGUAACAUUUGGAUAUCUCAAAGACCUUCUUGUGCCCUCCUAAUAAAUCAUCAAGAGAGGAUAACAGAAACAGGGAUUGUACAUAUUUAAACUUAAACUUAAAUCUUCUCGUUGUCUCAUCAAGUUGAUUUCCACAGUGCUCCAGAGUGUAAUUUACUCUUUCUUAUCUUGCUGGGAAGGGCAAUAACUAGCAGAGUACUCUCAAUUUUCAAAGGAUAUUGCCAACAAAACUCUUUCCUCUCAAAUGUCAUCCAAUGCCAUUGUAACCUAUAAUUUCUAUUAAUUUUAACGAAGGCUGAAUCAAAAUUUAGAGUUGAUAAUGUUUAAGACCCAGAAGACCAAUGGGAAUUAUAUGCACAAGAGUUUUCACUGCGCUGAAAUAAACUCUGAUUUCCAAGUUCAAGAAUCACAAGAUCUUCUGCAGCUCCAGCUUCCAAACUCCCAUUGAAUUAUCCUCUUUUCCUGUCUAAGCAACAACUUGCCCUUAACUGCUUUCUCCACCUUUCUGCUGUAUGACUAUAGCUCUGAUCACAUUUCCCUGCUACCAUAAUCCCAGUGGCUUACGUGUAUUAUUAGAAAGUUUAUAUAUAAUGCACGUUAUAAACAAUUCCUUAGCAGUGUAUAAGAACAUAAGAGUACAUUAUUAGAGAGGCUGCAUU